AUGACUAAAGGAAAGAAAGAGUCAAAGCUAGCAACCCAAAUCAACGAGGAUAAAAAUAAUAAAACAUUAAAAAACAAUAGUUUGAAUACUGAGAAGAAAAAAGAUAAUUUAUCAAAGUAUUGUAAAAAGAUGAAUGUGAAACAGAAAAUAAAACAAAAAGAUGUAAAGAAGUGUGAAAAGGUUACUAAAAAGUUAAGCGUCAUAGACAUGCUUUUAAAAUAUAAUGAAGAAAAAUAUAAAUAUCAGAUUCAACAAUUGAAUGUAUUAUUUGGGCAAUCUGUAAAGUAUCCAACACUUACGAAGGAUGAAUUAUGUAUGUUAUUUGCAAAAUAUAGGUCAGAUGGACAUUAUAAAACUAAUAAGAACUUACCACCAUUUACAAGUCUUCUUGUCAAUACACACAAUAUGUUUAAUGAAAAAAUUCAUGUUUAUGAUCAGUUUUCUGAUCUACAAAAGAUGAAAUUUAAAAAUACUGAAGACACAGUUGCAAAUUUAAAUUGUAAUACUCUUAAUGAAAAUCAACACAUAGAAGAAAAUCCAAAAGUACAUGAAAUUCUGCAAACAAAUGUAAAACAAGAUUUAUUAAGAUGUAGACAAAUUUCUCAAGUAAACGGCAUGAAUAACAAAGUACAGAAUAAAUAUCUUUAUAAUGAUCAAUCUAUCCCAACCAUCAAUGAAAAUAACAAUCAUAUGUUUAUGAACUAUAAUAUCAAAUCACAUAAUAACUUCAAUAUGUUUAAUGAUGCACAAAAUCUUAUUCAAUUAAAAUCAGAUUCAAACUCAAAUGCUAAGAAGAUUUCUGAUGGAGAAGAGAAAUAUUUUUUAUAUAAAUCAAUAAAUACACAAAAUGUUAUUUCUGAAGAACAGCAAAGCUACAGAUACGUAAAUAAAAAUUUAUUGUACAAUGUAUCUGAUCCAAAUACUCAAUAUGAAAAUGUAACUAACAAUAGUGAAAUAUCACAAAUAAAUGAUAUAAAUUGUUCAGUUAAGUAUGAUAAUUUCUCACUGAAUUCAAACUUUUACAGUGAUUUAUAUUUGAAUAAAUGCAAUAACAUGACCUCUAUUAAUAAUAACAACAAUUAUCAAUCUAUGACAAGUGCACAAUCAAUUUAUAUUCCUCCUAACUUGGAAUCAUGCUCUAAUGUGAAAAAUUCUGUUCCUUCUUAUCAAUUAUCUUUGAUAAAAAAUUGUUCAGAACAAGAUAAUUUAAACUUAUCCAUUGAUACAGAUAUGUAUUCUGUAAUGAAUAAUAAAAAUUUGACACACAUUUCUAAUGACAAUGGUAACAAUACUCAAGCAAACCUCGAUGCUUACAAUGCAAACUCAACUAUGAUACCAGGUGAUAUUUUUUCAGAAAUGGAUACAUUUAUCCCAUCUUGUCCUGGUAUAAUUGAUCAGCACAACUAA
Messenger RNA from Eufriesea mexicana, 1407 nucleotides. RefSeq names its product probable serine/threonine-protein kinase clkA. Bases 1 to 1407 code for a protein of 468 amino acids. The transcript has 2 exons. The record is from RefSeq and is a predicted model, not a curated record. Lineage: Eukaryota; Metazoa; Arthropoda; Insecta; Hymenoptera; Apidae.